Morus notabilis is the source of this 1482-nucleotide messenger RNA. Its product is annotated as protein CHUP1, chloroplastic. Bases 58 to 1356 code for a protein of 432 amino acids. The record is from RefSeq and is a predicted model, not a curated record. The transcript has 5 exons. Gene Ontology annotation, cellular component: chloroplast outer membrane. Lineage: Eukaryota; Viridiplantae; Streptophyta; Magnoliopsida; Rosales; Moraceae. Gene Ontology annotation, biological process: chloroplast organization.
AAUGCGACUGCUUUCUCCUCCUGUUUCAUCCUUCUGGGGAAAGCAGAACACGAGAUAAUGCUGCGAGAAGACGACGAAUUCGAGAUCAACCUUCUGAGAAGACAACUUGAAGCAUCUUUGGUGAGCAACAUUUCAUUGGCAAAAGAAAAUGAGGAGCUGCGGCAAGAAGUGGCUCGUCUCAAAGCACAAGUUAGUACCCUUAGAGCACAUAACCAUGAGAGGAAGUCCAUGCUGUGGAAAAAGCUACAGAACUCGAUGGAUGGCAGCAACAACAUCGACGUAUUGCAACAGAAGCCGUCGUUUCUUGUCAAUCUAUCAUCAGGGCAGAGCCAAGCAGUGGAGAAACUACAUCAAAAGCCAGACUUCUUAGAAUCAGAAGCAACAAAGGAAAAACCACAAAAGGCACCUAAUCCACCACCAAGCCCGCCUAGUUCAACUUCUCCAGUUUUUCUCAAGGAAGUCAAAGAACAUAAAGUGUCAUCACCACCAUCACAAGCGCCUCCACCUCCUCCACCGCCACUGCCCUCAAAAGCACUUGUUGGAUCAAAAGCAGUGCGGCGUGUACCAGAAGUGAUGGAGCUGUACCGUUCACUGACAAGAAGAGAUGCCAACAUGGAGAACAAAAGUAGUCCUGCUAAAGCUCCAGCGCUUGCCCUUACUAGGAACAUGAUUGGAGAGAUAGAAAACCGGUCGACUUAUAUUUCUGCUGUAAGGACAGAAGUGGAAACACAAGCGGAAUUCAUCAACUUCUUGAUUAGGGAGGUGGAGUCUGCUGCCCACAAGAAGAUUUCCGAUGUCGAGGCAUUUGUGAAUUGGCUAGACGAGCAGCUAGCGUCUUUGGUCGAUGAAAGGGCGGUUCUGAAGCAUUUUCCUCAGUGGCCAGAACAGAAAGCGGAUACACUGCGAGAGGCUGCUUGCAACUACAGGGAUUUAAGGAACCUGAAAACCGAAGUUCUGUCAUUUGAGGACAACCCAAAAGAGCCUCUGAGCCAGGCCGUGCGAAGAAUGCAAGAAUUGCAAGACAGGUUGGAGCGGAGUGUCAACAACAUAGAACGGACAAGGGAAAGCACUAGCAAGAGAUACAGGGAUUUCAAGAUUCCUUGGGAUUGGAUGCUGGAUACAGGUCUCGUUGGCGAGAUGAAAUUAAGCUCACUGAAACUAGCCAAGGAGUACAUGAAAAGAAUCACCAAAGAACUCCGAUCUAACAACGACUGCACGAGAGAAGAAAAUAAUCCCCUGCUUCAAGGAGUUAGAUUUGCUUAUCGCAUCCAUCAAUUUGCAGGUGGGUUUGACGCAGAGACCAUACAAGUUUUUCAAGAACUAAAGAGAAUAGGACUUCGAGUUAUCAGGCAAUAGUUUGUUAUGUUUAAGUGUCAACAUACAAAAACUGUGAUUGAUAAUUAUCAAAGUGGCAGUGAUACAACAAGAACGCCAUCAAAAUGGAGUGUGUUUGAGCAACAUGGUUUAUAAGCAAAAUUUUUA